Molecule: messenger RNA, 1169 nt
Organism: Spinacia oleracea (spinach)
Lineage: Eukaryota; Viridiplantae; Streptophyta; Magnoliopsida; Caryophyllales; Amaranthaceae
Exons: 8
Coding region: 289-834 (181 amino acids)
Cellular component (GO): cytosol; mitochondrion
Molecular function (GO): peptidyl-tRNA hydrolase activity
Source: RefSeq, a predicted model, not a curated record
CUUCAAAAACCACCAUUAUUCCUAAAACCACAGUCUUCUCUCUCCUCCUCUUCAGCUGCCCGCAAACAUUGAGAAGGGCAUGCUGCUCACCGUUUGAUCUCCAGGAUUUUCUUCACUCUGCAGAUUAUAUUUGACGAUGACGAUAAUUUUUUAGGUGCCAUUUUUAUUUAUUUUUUUCCAUUUAUCAUUUGGAUAAUAUUCGCUGCUGCAAAAUUCGGCUUAUUCGGCUUGGUGGCUAUUGACUGGUAAUAAGAAUUAAGGUGUUUCUGGAAGUAGUGUAUCGGCCGUAUGAUGAUGGCUCUGACAUGGCUAAGUGCAAUUCUAGUUGGAGCUGGGUGCCUUGCAUUAGGAUACUACUUUGGUAGACAUCAUCCUCGUUUCUUUCUUUCUGCUACGACACCUAAAGCUAGCGCUACCGGUAGUGGAAGCAAGAAAAAUCGUGCCCAAGAGCCCCUUGAGAUUGAGAAGCUUGCUGACCUUCUUGAAGAUUUCAAAAUGGUGUUGGUAGUGAGGAAUGACUUGAAGAUGGGCAAAGGAAAGAUUGCUGCCCAAUGCAGUCAUGCAACCUUGGGUCUUUACAAAAAACUCCAUAACCGAGCACCAAAAGCAUUAAACAGGUGGGAGAUGUGUGGGCAGGUUAAAGUAGUUGUCAAAAUUGAAAGCGAGGAAGAUAUGCUAGCUUUACAGAAAAGGGCCAAGUCAACUCAUAUACCCACACAUAUCGUAAUAGACGCCGGAAGAACUCAAAUAGCUCCAAAUUCACGAACGGUCAUGGCUGUUCUUGGACCUGCCGACAUGGUUGAUGAUGUUACCGGAGGACUGAAGCUUCUGUAAUUGGUUGCCAUUUAGGCCCAGAUACAAGGACAUGAUCUAAUUAUAUCUUGGGGAAAGGAACCUGGAACAGCAGGUUCUGCAAAUUGACCACGUUGAAAGUACGAUCACCAGUCCUUGCUAAAUGCUUAUUUGGUGCAACACCCCCCGUCCCCCCACCAUUCUAGUGAUCUUUUGUUGCCUACUUAUUUGGUGUUUUGCCGAUGGCAUGGAGGGUUGUUUUUCCGAAGAAAUGAACAGAGAAUUCUGUGUAACCUUUGAUGAUUGUCUGUCUAAUUAACUUUUAAGUGAUGCUCAAAUUGAUUGAAGUGUGGAAUAGGAUUCAGUUACUGCAGAAA